Molecule: messenger RNA, 5409 nt
Organism: Pocillopora verrucosa
Lineage: Eukaryota; Metazoa; Cnidaria; Anthozoa; Scleractinia; Pocilloporidae
Molecular function (GO): nucleic acid binding
Source: RefSeq, a predicted model, not a curated record
AUGGAUCCUGGACUAACAGACCAGGACGUGGAACGUGAUGACAAUGUGUCAGUUUACUCUAAGUCUUCUAGUGGAUCCGGAUCAUCACGUAAGAAAUCGCUGAAAAGGGCGCUUGUCUCGAAAAUGAAACUGGACCUGGCAAUGGCUAGGGCAAAGGAGAAAGCUGAAGCAGCUCGAAUGACAUACGAACAUAAACAAAGAAUGAAACUUAGGCGCCUAGAAGAGGAAGCAACAUUAGCUGAACAAGAAUGGAAGAUUGAAACAGAGUACAAUGAUGAGGGAGGUCUGACAGCUGGCGCUGCUAGUUCCUUGGAUGCUACCACGUUCCUGGUUGAUAAGAGACCACAUUCUACUCCGGUCACUUCUGACAAAAUUGAGGCCAGUGUAUCUGACGCAAACCCAGGAGCUACCUCCGCCACUGGUAAGGAGACCGUAUCCCAACUGAACCCUUGUACAGAAACGUCAGCCACCCCAGUGUCGGGAAUUUUGAAGCCUCGGGACAGCAUGAAAACUCAACCGAAGUCAUCCCUUUCAAGGAUAGAGUCUAAUGUCCCCAAGACCCUUGACAGCGUGAAAUCACCCCAGUCCUUCAGAGUACCCAGUGUCCAACAAUCACAGAGGGCUACUUGUGGCGACCACGCCCCACAUGAUCCUGUCGCAGCAAUGUGGAAGGCUCAAAUGCUGGGUGGUAUGCAGCCAACACGGUUUAGUGGGAAUCCAGUGGAUUUCCCCUUCUUUCGUGACCAAAUGCGUACACAUCUUGAAAGUGAUUUGCUUACUGAUGCCCAGCGUGUUGAAUAUCUCCCAAAGUUUGUUACUGGAGAAGCUUUGGAAGUGGUAAAGCGAAACAGAGGCUGUUCAUUUAACGACAGCAUGAAAACCCUUGAGGAACGCUUUGGCCAAACAAUAAGGGUAACUCAAGCAUGCAUAGAAGAUCUUGUAGCUGGGCCAAGGCUGACCUAUGGGGAUAAUAUUGGACUCAUGAACUUUUCUGAGAAGCUGAACGCAGCUACAAAAAUUCUUCAAGGGGACAUUGAACGUGAAGCAAACGUCGCAACAAACCUCAAGCGUAUCGUUAGCCGUCUUCCUAAUGACCUGAUCAUCAAAUGGCAAAACGAAAACUAUGAGAUUGUUAAGAGCGGAAGGUCUCCUCAGCUGAAGGACAUUGCUGCCUUUGUGAAGAGACAAGCGUCCAUUAGAAACGACCCAGUGUUCGGAGGUCAAAUGUUGAAGCGAGAGUAUAAAGAGCCCAAGGCGCCUCCCAAACCUCCAAUAAGGAAUCCCACAAUUGGUGCCACGGAUCUUGAAUUUAAACCUCCCGCCCCUGGCUUGAGAAGCUGCGGAGUCUGCAAGUCUAAGCGUCAUAAACUUCAACAUUGUCCUAUAAUCAAGAAGUGCGAGCAUGUUGCAGUCCGAAGACAGUAUGCGGCCUCCUGCGGCGUUGAAAAGCCUGGGUAUGGUUCUAGCUCGUGCCCUGAACCGCCCGCAUGCUCAAAAUGCCCAGGGCGUCACCUUAGUCUUCUGCAUACUGACAAAGUUCAGGAUGGCCGCCGUCCUAACCCACCCAAUAAUAAGGAGUCCAACGACAAAGGUGACAAGCCCCCAGCCAUCUCCCAUCCUGCUAGUCACGAGGGAGCGAAUACAGGUCAAGCUGCUAGCAUUACUUCAGACAAGCCUGAACCAAUAUCCAUAUCGUCAGCCGGUUUGUCUACCGCCGAAACACAAGUUUUGUUGAACGUUGUACCUGUCAUUGUCACCGCGAUGAAUGGUAAUACUGUAUCAACCUACGCCUUUCUAGAUAGUGGCUGUACAGAUACCCUCAUCGAUCGUGGUUUAGUUGAUUAUCUUGGUAUACAAGGAAAACCUGAGCAGAUUGGAAUUAAUACAAUCACGAACAGUGGCAAGGUCAUAGAGUCCAAUCGAGUAUCCUUCACCUUGAGUUCCGUGGAGAGUUUUGGAAAAAGCAUUGAAGUCUCUGAGGCCUAUGUCCUACCUGACCUUAACCAGUCGCAGCGAGCAUUGCCAGAGCGAAUUGAUGUCCACAAUCACCCUCACUUGUGUGACAUUGAGUUUCCAGCAGUUGACAUUAAGAGAGUGUCCAUUCUUGUGGGAAACAACAUCCCCUAUGCACACAUCCAGAAGGAAGUUCGAGUCCCUAAAGAUGCAAGGAAAGGACUUUAUGGUUGUCGUUACCCCCUUGUUGAUCACAAGCCCGUUGAUCUCAUUGAAAGAUUCUGGAAACUUGAAGAUCAUGGAGCAGUUAAGUCAGGAGGAAGGCCCCUCUCGAUUGAAGACAAGAGAGCGAUGCAAGUAAUUGAAGACACCACACGUCUUGUAGAUGGACGUUAUGAAGUGGGCAUGCUUUGGAAGAAGGAUGAGCGCUGGUUUCCAAAUAAUCUUGUCAUGGCCAGACAGCGCUUAGAGUCCCUGAGACGUCGUCUGACAAAGUCAGGGAAUGAAGAGAUGGCCAUCAAGUAUCGUGAAUUAAUGGACAGUUACAUCAGAAGUGGAUUUGCUCGCAAGUUGUCUGAGAAAAAAUUAGCUAAGGAAUCCAGUACUCAUUGGUAUCUCCCACAUCACCCUGUAACUUCUCCUACCAAGCCUGGAAAGGUGCGUAUUGUUUUUGAUGCGGCAGCCGAAUAUGAAGGAACUUCUCUUAACAAAAAUCUGUUGAGCGGGCCAGACAUGACCAACAGUUUAGUCGGUGUCCUCCUGCGCUUUCACCAAGGUACGAUUGGUAUUGCCGCAGACAUUGAAGGAAUGUUCCACCAGAUUCGUGUGCACGAAGAAGAUCAGGAUUCAUUGAGGUUUUUAUGGUGGACAAAUACCUAUGAAGCCCCACCUGACGUUUACGUUAUGCAAGUACAUAUAUUUGGAGCAGCAUCUUCGCCUUGUGUUGCUAACUCCACCCUUCGGCGAGUUGCCGACGACAUUGCUCAGGACUUCAGCCCCAGUGUCAUUGCAGCUAUAAAAGGAAAUUUCUAUGUCGAUGAUGCUCUCCCUUCUGAGAAUGAUGAGCAGUCAGCCAUUCACCUGGCCCGAGAUAUGGUCGACGUCCUUGCCCGAGGUAGUUUCAACCUGACUAAGUUUACAUCAAAUUCGAAGGAGGUGCUUAAGACAGUUCCAAGUGACAAACUGUCCAACCAAAACCUCAACCUCGAUCUGGAAGACCCUCCCGUUGAAAGAGCACUGGGGAUACUUUGGCAUCUUGACCGCCCUGAGACUAAACGUGGCAUCUUUUCCACUGUUUGCUCCCUGUUCGAUCCGCUGGGGUUCGCUGCACCUGUAGCACUGGCUGCAAAAAGCUUGGUGCAAGACCUGUGGAAGGCUAAUGUUGGAUGGGAUGAGCCUCUGGGUGAAGAGUUUUUGUCAAGGUGGAGGUCGUGGAAAACUCAACUACCUUCCUUGUCGCAGUUGCGUAUUCCGCGAUCCUAUUUUCUGCGAGAUGGCGACCCGCAAGACUGCAAGUUGCAACUCCAUGUCUUUUCAGAUGCUUCAGAAGUCGGAUACGGUGCAUCGUCCUACCUACGAGCUGAGUACCCGGAUAGUCAGGUUCAUUGUACCUUUAUCAAGGGGAAGGCUAGGAAUGCACCAGUGAAGUUUGUUAGUAUUCCCAGACUAGAGUUGCAGGCAGCAAUACUUGCAACUCGCAUGUGUAAAAUGCUGCGAGACGAAUUAGAUCUGAACAUUGACAGGACAUUGUUGUGGACUGAUAGUGAGAUAGUGUUGCACUAUCUAAAGAAUGAGAAACGAAGACUUCAAACCUUCGUAACCAACAGAGUUGAAGAAAUAAAGGGGCAUUCACCCGUGCAUGAUUGGAACCAUGUGCCAGGGACUUUGAAUCCCGCAGACUAUGUGUCAAGGGGAUUGACCCCAUCUGCUCUGACUGUUGAUCACAGCUGGCUUCGUGGACCUGAAUUCCUGUGGGGACCAGAACAUUCCUGGCCGAAGCAAGAGUGUAGAACUGCGCUUCGUGAAGAUUUGGAACUGAUGAAAGAAACUCAUGUACACUCUCUGGAACUGAACCCCGAUUCAGUUGUGGCGAAGAAAGGGAACUCGAAAUUUGAACCCAUCAAAGAUCCUAUGGAUUAUCCCUUCCAAGUGCUUGUAACAACCUGCUCUGAUUGGACCCGCCUUAGACGCAAGGUAGCGUGGCUCUUACGAUUUACGCAGUUCAUUAAAGAUAAAAGAAAGGUCCAGACUGGAAGGUUGACUGUUGAUGAUUUGAAUGCAGCUACAUUGGCUAUCGCAAGGAUUGUACAGGGCUCAGCAUAUGCACAGGAGAUAAAGGAUCUGAAGUCGAAUGGUGCCAUCAAAAUAUCGAGCAAGAUUGCAGCCUUGAAUCCCGGAUUGGAUGCCCAGGGAAAACUAAGAGUCAAUGGACGUGGCCAGCGAAGAGUAUCUGAACCUACCAUGGGCCAGAAAAUCAUUCUGCCCAGGAAUCAUGCUGUAGCCGAGAGGAUUGUUCGUCACGUCCACCAUUUCAUUGGUCAUCUGGGGCGUAAGCACGUGAUAGCCAAGUUGCGGGAAGACUUCUGGAUUCCUCAAAUCCGCGUUCUAGUUCGCUCAGUCCUUAACCGAUGCGUCAGGUGCAAGAAAGUCCUCGCUAAACCCACGAGCCAACAGAUGGCACCUUUACCAGAGGCACGCCUCAUGGCAUAUGAAACACCUUUCUCAUACACUAGUAUGGACCUUUUCGGCCCCUUGCAUGUCAAACAUGGCCGAGGAACCACAAAGCGUUGGUGUUGUCUCUUUACCUGUUUAACUACCCGUUGUGUGCACCUGGAAGUUGUUAACUCAAUGGACACAGAUGGUUUCGUCAUGUGCUUGAGGCGCUUCAUCAAUCGUAGAGGCGAAGUGAAAGAGAUUCGUUGUGAUAAUGGCUCUAAUUUUGUGGGAGCUCAGCGCGAGCUAAAGGAGAGUCUCGAGAAAUGGAAUCAGGGGUGGAUUGAGAGUGAGCUUAUACAACAUGACUGUAAAUGGAUAUUUCAGCCCCCUACCGCCUCGAGUAUGUCUGGCGUGUGGGAACAUUUGGUUCGUAGCGCGAAGACAGUCCUGAAGGCUAUCUUGGGUGUACACGUGGUCAUAGACGUGGUCUUGCAAACGCUGCUCACCGAGGUCGAGCGUGUUUUGAACGGCAGAGCCUUAACUGCAAACUCUGAUGAUCCCAGCGACUUUGAGCUGCUAACGCCUGGACACUUCCUUAUGCAGUGCAAAGUUAUUUGCUUACCACCUGGAGUCUUCGACAAGUCUGACAUGUAUAAGAAGAAGUGGAGGCAAGUGCAAUAUCUUGCCAAUCAGUUCUGGGAGAGGUGGCUUAAGGAGUAUUUAUCCAGCUUACAGACUCGGGCUAAAUGGCGGAAGGUGUUACCUAACGUCAAACAAAAUGCGUUAGUGUUGCUAGUCUAG